Molecule: messenger RNA, 3398 nt
Organism: Scleropages formosus (Asian bonytongue)
Lineage: Eukaryota; Metazoa; Chordata; Actinopteri; Osteoglossiformes; Osteoglossidae
Gene: lnx1
Product: ligand of numb-protein X 1
Exons: 11
Coding region: 628-2832 (734 amino acids)
Biological process (GO): ubiquitin-dependent protein catabolic process
Cellular component (GO): cytoplasm
Molecular function (GO): ubiquitin-protein transferase activity; protein binding
Source: RefSeq, a predicted model, not a curated record
GCCCCGAACGAGCUUUCUCUCUUCCCCCCCCCCCGCUUUACUCCUCCGUCUCCUUUGUUGACAACCGGUUCUCACCAAACCCACAACAGGUCUGGUCACCUACUACUGUGCUGACUUGAGUCCCAGAAUUCCCCAGUUCUCCACUGGUUAACCGCACCCACUGGGGGUGUGUGUGUGUGUGUGUGUGCGUGUGCGUGCCGGUUAGCCUGUUGGGGGCCACGGCCUGGGGUGCGAGCCCUGUUCACGGACCCUUGUCCUCAUGGAACUCGGCGCCUCUCCCGGUGUCUCCCGGUGUCUCCCGCUCCUCUCCCUCUCCCUCUCUCUCGUACCUGCGUCUCCACCGGCUGCCCCAGCCUUCCCUUCAGGCAACCCCGUCCAAUUUGCAUAUUCAGCUUGCAGCCAAUGAGCCGCGCUGGCGAAAAGGACAAAGUUCCCGAAGGAGCGGCACGCUCACCUUCCGCGCUGCGCUCCGAUCGUGCCUGCGUCAGGUAACAGGUAGCAGGGCGCGGGUGAGCGCGCUCCGCCGAACCCAGAGCACAGGCUGCGCGCACCUGGUCACACAUCAUCCCCCUUCCUCGGUCAUCGGUUAUGUGAAUCCCUCGAGGUGCCGCCCCCGACACCCCGAGAAUGAGCCGACCAGAGGCGGGGGGAGGACCGGAGGAGGCCACGCCCCCGGACCUGUGCCACACCUGCGGGCACAGGCACCUCCUGGAGGAGAACCACGAGUACCGCUACCAGGAGGAGGCGGACGAUGACCUCAUGUGCCAGAUCUGCCUGCAGCCGCUGACGGCACCCCUGGACACGCCGUGCGGACACACCUACUGCACCGAGUGUCUCACCAGCUUCCUGCUGGAGAAGGACUUCUGUCCCGUGGACCGAAAGCCGCUGCUGCUGCAGACGUGCCGCAAGUCCAGCCUGCUGGUGUGCAAGCUGCUGGACAAGCUGGUGGUGGCGUGUCCCUUCUCGGAGCACUGCAGCGAGACGCUGCCCCGGGGAGAGCUGGAAGCACACCUGAGGCACAGGUGCAAAGGAGCCUCCCACUACGGGCUGUCGGGGGACCGGAAGCGGCGCUCGCAGGAGGGCGACUGCACGGACAGCACGGCGGAGCUGACGGUGGCCACGCUGCCCUCCGAGAUGCCGCCCUCUGCCAACGUUGCCCUGCUGUCCGACGACCCCGGCCUGGUGAACCCCGCCUUCGACCCCAGCGUCGAGGACAACAGCCAAUCAGGGAGCACCACGAGCCUGGCCGCCCGCAGCAACACCAAGAAGAUUCGGAACUUUGACCGCUCCUCAGUGCGCAGCCGGUCCUUUCGCCGUUUGAACCGCGCCUUCAGUGUCCUGCGCAGGACCAAGAGCGGCACGGCGGUGGCCAACGAGAGCGCAGAGGAGAGAGACAACGCGCGCAACGCGAGUGUGCCGCAAGAAGUGCUGCCCCUGCCUCAGCUGCACCACCUGAUCCCUGAUGGAGAGGUCACCAGCAUCAAGAUCAACCGGCCCGACCCUUCGGAGCCGCUGGCCAUCAGCAUCGUCGGGGGCAACGAGACGCCGCUUGUGCGCAUUUUCAUCCAGGACAUCUACCGGGAGGGGGCCAUCGCCCGGGACGGCCGGCUUCUGCCGGGGGACAUGAUCCUCAAGGUGAACGGCAUCGACAUCAGCAACGUGCCGCACUGCUACGCUGUUUCAACGCUGCGCCAGGCGGGGGCGCUGCUGCGCCUCACCGUCCUGCGGGAGCAGCGGCACCGGUACCGCUCGAACCCCCCGCCGCCCGAAAGCCUGGUGCUGCGCGACGACGGCCUGCAGGUGGCGCUCACCAAGAGCUGCCCCUCGGAGCAGCUGGGCAUCAAGCUGGUGCGGCGGCCGGAUGAUCACGGAGUCUUCGUGUUCCACCUGCUCGAAGGCGGGGUGGCGGCGCGCGAUGGGCGCCUGCGCGUCAACGACCGCAUCCUCGCCAUCAAUGGCCACGACCUGCGCUACGCCGCGCCGGAGCACGCCGCGCUGCUCAUCCAGGCGAGCGAGGAGCAAGUCCACUUCAUCGUGUCUCGGCAGACGCGGCUGCAGAGCCCAGACAUCCUGCAGGAGGGACCGUGGAGCCUGGAUGGUCCUCCGCCCUACUCUCCUGAGGACAGAGAGCCAGGCCUGCUGGACACCUGCCAGAAGCCGGCCUGCUACGAGAAGACGGUGACGUUGAUGAAGGAGCCGCACGACUCGCUGGGCAUGACGGUGGCGGGGGGGAUGGCAAGCCGCGGCUGGGACCUGCCUGUGUACGUCACCAACGUGGACCCUGACGGCGUCGUGGGACAGGAGCGCUCCAUCCGCAAAGGGGACAUCCUGCUGGGCGUGAACGGGCUCGACCUGACGGGCGUCACUCGGGCCGAAGCCGUGGCCAAUCUGAAGAACGCCUCGUCCCCCGUGGUACUGCGAGCGCUGGAGAUGCGCCCCCCGGAGGACGUGCCCCCUCCACCCAGUGGCAACGGCUCUCCGCCGUCGCCCGACGACGACUACUCCCCCUUGUGGGUGUCUUGGCUGCAGGUGCCCAGACACCUGUCCUGCUGCAAAGACAUCGUCCUGCGCAGGAGCACCUCGGGGAGCCUCGGCUUCAGCAUCGUCGGAGGUCACGACGAGGUCAACUGCAACCAGUCGUUCUUCAUCAGGUCCAUCGUGGAGGGAACCCCAGCGUACAACGACGGCAGGAUCCGGUGCGGGGACAUCCUGCUCGAGGUGAACGGGCAGAGCACGUGGGGCAUGACCCACGCCAUGCUGGUGCGCCUCCUCAAGGAGCUGCGAGGGAGGGUCACGCUCACCAUCGUGUCCUGGCCGGGGAGUCUGCUGUAGAGCGGCGCUGCUGACGGACGCCUCGCUCUUCGGUCCGUGUCCGCAGAUGCCCCGCCCCCUUUCCGCCCCACGGGAGGCUGCAGGGUGGAGAGGCACACUUGCCAAUUGCAUUAGUUAUCUGUCAGUUAUUAAACGCUUUCGAAUGGACUUGCGUUAUUUCACUGUCACUGUCGGUGUCUCAGCGUCCGGGUUCGAGGACUUGUGCUUCUUCUUCUUCUUCUUCUUCUACGAUGGCCUUUGAGCAACGGCUCUCCGUUCGAACUCAGAGUGGUUUCUCUUCCCCUCUGUUGGACACUUUGCCAAGUAGACUUGUGUGGAUUUUGUUCUGAUGCUGUCAAUUUUUCAAAGCGCAUUAAAAAAAUCUGUUUAAAUAUACAGUGUACAUACAUAUAUACAUAUAUAUAUAUAAUGACACGAACACACACACGUCACCAUGUUCAGAACGCGUGCAGACGAGGAGAGGACUAAGGAGGCCUUACUCAUUUCGUACCUUGCGAGGGAAGUCAAGGGCCGAGCUGCUGGGCCGUUUUACCUGCUUCCGCCUGUGUGACACGUCUCGUGGCACC